This is a messenger RNA of Periophthalmus magnuspinnatus, 2009 nucleotides long. It is a transcript of the gene jazf1b, whose product is annotated as JAZF zinc finger 1b. The coding region runs from base 142 to 846 and encodes 234 amino acids. Gene Ontology annotation, cellular component: nucleus. NCBI's taxonomy places the organism in Eukaryota, Metazoa, Chordata, Actinopteri, Gobiiformes, Gobiidae. The transcript has 5 exons. The record is from RefSeq and is a predicted model, not a curated record.
UUCCGGUCUGCUGGUGCGCCUCUCGCAUUGACGGGGCUCGGCUGCAGCACACAGCACCGCCCCUGCCCCGUGGCUCCAGCUGUUUGCACCGCUGUCCCGUGUCUCUGCCGCUGCGUUCUUGUCUUUAAUGCAGCCUUCACAAUGACAGGCAUCGCCGCCGCUUCAUUCUUUUCCAACAACUGCAGGUUCGGGGCCUGCGGGCUCAACUUCGACUCUUUGGCCGAGCUCAUCGUGCACAUCGAGGACAACCACAUCGACACAGAUCCCCGUCUUCUGGAGAAGCAGGAGCAGACACAGCCCACAUAUGUCGCUCUUAGCUAUAUCAACAGAUUCAUGACAGAUGCAGCGCGGCGAGAACAUGAGUCCUUAAAGAAGAAGGUGCAGCCAAAGUCGUCUCUGAGCCGGACCACUCCCCCGCGUCACUCCAAUGGAAGCCUCACUCCCCCCGUCACCCCACCCAUCACCCCUUCAUCAUCCUUCCGCAGCAGUACUCCCACAGGUAGUGAAUGUGACGAGGAGGAAGUGGAGUUUGAGGAGUCCGACAGUGAUGAGUCGUGGACUACAGAGAGCGCCAUCAGCUCCGAGUCUAUCCUCAGCUCCAUGUGCAUGAAUGGAGGCGACGAGAAGCCUUUUGCCUGUCCUGUCCCAGGCUGUAAGAAGAGAUACAAGAAUGUUAACGGGAUCAAGUAUCACGCUAAGAACGGCCACCGGACCCAGAUCCGGGUGCGAAAACCCUUCAAGUGUCGAUGUGGAAAGAGCUACAAAACGUCUCAGGGCCAUCGUCAUCAUACCAUCAACUUCCACCCCCCUGUGUCCACUGACCUCAUCAGAAAAAUGACACAGUAAUCAACUACCAGCACUUUCUAUUCAAACCAAUCAGCACCAGCUCUUUGUUACUCCUCUUUUAAAGUUUAUUAUGUCUCAUUUUUACAUAUUAUUACACUAUUUUUGAUUGCAUGGCAUCGUGUUCUACAUUGUAUUUUUUAUGAACAUUUUGGAUUGUUCACAGCUUUUGUAUUUUGCACAUUUAUCUAUUCAUGUAUUGUAGUGUCAAAAUUAAGUAUCAGUGAGAAGACUACACCUUUUCAUUUGACAGUCUUUUUUUAAAGUUUUUUCUGUAAAAAUGACAAAAGAAACAAAUGUAAACUCAGGUGACAACUCUAAGCAUUUCAGCACUACAUUACUACCAGAUUUUUUAGUUCUAUAAUGGCAACAAAAAGUUGGAUGAGAGAUCAGAGAAAACUGUUCACAAGUACAAGAAUCUUUCUUGUGGAUCUCUACUGGAUUACAGAGGGAUUGCACAAACAUAGUUUUAAGUAUUAGUUGAAUUCUUUCAUGAGACAGAUUUCUCAUGCUCAUUGUUCCUGGUCCCUCAGUAUUUUUACAAUAAUGCAUUCAAGCACUUUUUAAACAAAUGUUUUACCUUUUGCCAGUGUGCCACUGUGCAGGGGUCUAAAUGUUUAGUGAAACAAAACAACCUCUCAGUACUGUUGCAGGUACGAGAGACUCUUGUAUACAGUUGCCUUUUACAUAAAGGUUGUUACCCAAAACUUUUAAUAUUGUUGCUCUGGAGUCUUCUUAUGACUUCAGUUUCUCAUGCGUGCCAUUGUUUUUGAUACAAAGGUCUAUAUUUUGGCUAGCCAGGCUAGUAUAUUUAUGUUACUGUAAUACAUUCUCAGUUAUGCAGAAGUGUGAGAAACAUGCCUUCUUUGUGCCAUAUAAAAUCAUUUCUACAUUGUAUAUAUAUAUAUAUAUUGUUAUAAAUGUUCCCACCAGAAUGAGAAUUAUAGUGAGUUAAAUGCAUGACAGUUGUAAGUAUUAUCUCGUGACAGUAUUGUGUUGCCAGUAUAAAGUUUUCUAUUGAAUGUGAUGUUUAAAGUUCAGUGCAGUAAGUAGCAAAGAUUUCUGAAAUGCUGUCAUUGUGAAUGUUUUAAACAUAUUCUGUAUUUCAGCAAAAGCUGCUUUAUGUAAAUGUUUGUUACAUUGAAAUACAAGUUUUUUUCGGACAC